AUGGCAACAGAGCCGCCAUCCCCCCUCCGGCUCGAGGCGCCCAGCGCCCCAGAGAUGCGGACCCCACCGGUGAGCGAUGCCGCCCCCGAAGGCGCCCUGCAACCAGCGGGCGGCAGGCUGCGUUUCCUCAACGGCUGCGUGCCCCUGUCGCAUCAGGUGGCCGGGCACAUGUACGGAAAGGACAAAGUGGGUAUACUGCAACACCCAGAUGGCACAGUUUUGAAACAGUUACAGCCACCUCCAAGGGGCCCGAGAGAGCUGGAAUUUUAUAAUAUGGUUUAUGCUGCUGAUUGUAGUCAUGGUGUUCUUCUAGAGCUUCGAAAAUAUUUGCCAAAAUAUUAUGGCAUCUGGUCACCUCCCACUGCACCAAAUGAUUUAUACCUAAAACUGGAAGAUGUGACCCAUAAAUUUAAUAAGCCCUGUAUAAUGGAUGUAAAGAUCGGGCGAAAAAGCUAUGAUCCUUUUGCCUCAUCCGAGAAGAUUCAGCAACAGGUCAGCAAGUACCCAUUAAUGGAAGAGAUUGGGUUCUUGGUGCUUGGCAUGAGGGUUUAUCAUGUUCAUUCUGAUAGCUAUGAGACACAAAAUCAGCACUAUGGAACAAGCUUAACAAAAGAAACUAUAAAGGAUGGAGUCUCCAAGUUUUUUCAUAAUGGGUUCUGUCUAAGAAAAGAUGCUAUUGCUGCCAGUAUUCAGAAGAUUGAGAAAAUUCUGCAGUGGUUUGAAAGCCAGAAACAGCUUAGCUUUUAUGCAAGUUCAUUACUAUUUGUUUAUGAAGGUUCAUCUCAGCCAACCACUACAAAAUCAAGUGACAGAACUUUGGCAGGAAAGUUUUUGUCCAAAGGACAAUUGUCAGACACAGAGUUACUGGAGUACAACAAUAACUUUCAUGUGUUAAGUUCCACAGCAAAUGGAAAAAUAGAGGCUUCAGUAGGCAAAAGCUUAUCCAAGAUGUAUGCUCGUCACAGAAAAAUGUAUUCAAAAAAACAUCACAGUCAGACUUCAUUGAAAGUUGAAAAUAUGGAGCAAGACAAUGGGUGGAAAAGCAUGUCACAGGAACAUUUAAAUGGAAAUGUACUUUCCCAACUGGAAAAAGUUUUUUACCAUCUUCCCACUGGUUGCCAAGAGAUUGCGGAAGUAGAAGUGCGAAUGAUAGAUUUUGCUCAUGUGUUUCCUAGCAACACAAUAGAUGAGGGAUAUGUUUAUGGUCUAAAGCAUUUAAUUACUGUACUUCGAAGUAUUUUAGACAAUUGA
Molecule: messenger RNA, 1251 nt
Organism: Marmota flaviventris (yellow-bellied marmot)
Lineage: Eukaryota; Metazoa; Chordata; Mammalia; Rodentia; Sciuridae
Source: RefSeq, a predicted model, not a curated record